CUCUUGUGUGGAAAUACUAUUCAAGCCAAGCCAGGAAAUUGUCAAAAGAAAAAUCAAGAAACUUUGAUCGAAAAAACAAGCGAAUUUCUACAUGCUCUCGAUGAUUAAUUGUAGAAACCAAGAAUGAGUGUCAAGACUACAUCUAAACCUGUACCUAAAAAAUCCUUACCACCCCGUUCUAAAAUGGCGCAGAAUACCGCUACGGGUACUGGUACACCAUCAAAUUUGCAGACUGGCUUCAAUAAAGUUUUCAUACAAAGAGACUAUAGUGAAGGAACCGCAGUUAAAUUUCAUACUAGACUUCCAAGCGAGUUGGAAGGUUUGAUAGAGCGUCAUGCCUUCGAAUCGACGAUCACUAGACUCAAUGAAUUCUUUGCUGAAGCUGAAAAAGGCUCUUGCAGUACUUAUUGUGAAGGCUGCAUUGGUUGUAUAACUGCCUAUCUUGUCUACAUGUGCUCCGAAACGCAUUACGAGAAAACUCUACGUAAAAUUUCCAAGUUUAUUGCUUCCCAAAAUGAACGUAUUUACAAUCCGAAAGGUUUGCAAAUGAUCGAUCCCACCUAUCGAGGCUUGCGAGUUAUAGAAAUAUCCAUUCUUGAUCGUCCCGGACGAACGUGACUUCCACUUUCUCACUCAACCGAAGAGUUCUUUAUGUAAUAACUUUAGUUCUUUAUAAUGACAGAUAAAAAGUUGCAGCUAAAUCCAUAGUAAACAAUUGGAGCGAGUCCUUAAAAUUUCUUCGUGCCGAAAAGGAAGGCUCGAAGCUUUCUACAUUUUUUAAAUCCAAUGUAUACGCGCCUAGGACUCACACUAUCUGUCUUUUUUCACAAAUAAGAAAAUCAUGUCUUAACAAAGAAACUGAAAAGUUGUAUCUUUGGAAACAGCGGUUAGCUGUUAGCAGUUUAUUUAAGCAAUGAAUAAAAACAGAUAAACAGAUGUAAGAGAAUACAUUCAACCUGCAUUUCGUCAACCUACACACUUGUAGCUUGCUUGCCGUGUAGCUAAACAGGAAAUUAUAUUAAUCUAAAAGUGUGUAGAAUAGUUAAAAAUACAAAUGAACAAAAUACAACCAAAUACUCCCCUCAAGAAAACACAAAAACACGACACAUUUGU
Molecule: messenger RNA, 1113 nt
Organism: Glossina fuscipes
Lineage: Eukaryota; Metazoa; Arthropoda; Insecta; Diptera; Glossinidae
Product: golgin subfamily A member 7
Exons: 4
Coding region: 124-618 (164 amino acids)
Biological process (GO): protein targeting to membrane; peptidyl-L-cysteine S-palmitoylation
Cellular component (GO): palmitoyltransferase complex
Source: RefSeq, a predicted model, not a curated record